CGCUCUCUUCAGUCCGUAGGUGACCGCGGGCGGGGCGGCACGUCCGGUGCGCGCCUCGCGUUGCAUUGUUUUUCCUGUGAGCAUUGUUUUAAUUCAGCCGACCAUAAUCGAUACGAUAUUCCAGUGACAUUUGAUGGCCUAUAUGCUUUUCAAUUUUAACGCUAAAUCAAAUCAAGUGACAAUAAGGUGUCUUAUUCUAGCUAGGUAAUAGAUACUUGCUAGAAGGAGGCUUAUUGACAAGUGAAACUCUUUAUUGCCCCAUUCGUCCACCUGUGAUUCUGGAUUGGUUAUUGAACAGUGAAUAAGUGAUCUUUGUUGUAAGGGAAAGCAUGCAAAUCGAUAAUCAAGUGGAUACCCAGCUGCGAGCAGGAGAGAGCUCUUACUGUGCGGUUUAUUACUCGGUUGCAUAUUGAUUACUCUGCCACUAGGAUCACUGGAUACUGGAUACAUAAUUGAGAUUUCCACGAACGGGGUAUUGAAGCGGAUUUUCAAAGAAUUGGCAGCGUGUUAGCGUGUUGAAAGACAACCUUAUAGACCCCAAGCAAUAGUCUUUUUAUAAGUGAGGCGGAGUGCUCGUAAUGGUGCGUUCGGACGAGAGUGUCAGAUAGCCGACCGGCAAGCAACAUGGGUGCGAACAUGGGCAAGAACUCGAGCCUGCUCGAUGCGCUGCCUUCGGCGCAAGGCACUCUGCACGUCGUCAUGCUCGGCCUUGAUUCCGCCGGAAAGACUACAGCGCUCUACCGCCUCAAGUUUGAUCAAUACCUCAACACCGUCCCCACAAUAGGGUUUAACUGCGAAAAAGUCAAAGGUACUCUCGGCAAAUCCAAGGGCGUCAACUUCCUAGUUUGGGACGUGGGUGGACAAGAAAAACUCAGACCUCUCUGGAAGUCCUACACUCGAUGCACGGAUGGAAUCAUAUUCGUGUUAGACUCAGUCGACGUGGAAAGGAUGGAGGAAGCAAAGAUGGAAUUAAUACGCACAGCUAAGUCCCCUGAUAACACAGGCGUGCCAAUACUGGUGUUAGCGAAUAAACAGGAUUUGCCUGGAGCUAAGGAACCCCGCGAGCUAGAAAAGCUAUUAGGUCUGCACGAGCUGGUGUCCUCGCCGCAUGGGUCGCGCGAUGCGCACGUUUGGCACGUACAGCCUGCGUGCGCGAUCACUGGCGAAGGACUUCACGAGGGACUUGAAGCUCUCUACGAAAUGAUACUCAAAAGAAGAAAACUAGCUAAGUUGCAGAAGAAACGAGUAAGAUAAGUGAAAUAAGAACACUAACAAGUGAAUUUAUUUGUCAGUGUUGUGUACGAUAUUGUUAAAUCGACAUCACGUAUCGCAUUGUUAUAUUAUAAAGUGCUCAUUGUGGAUGUUGAUGGACGAUAUUCGAGUUAAUAACACCAAAUAUUGUUUUAUUGAUAGAUGUAUUAACGUCUUAUGAAAAUAUUCCAUCAUAAUGUUGCUCAAAUUGAAAUGAACAUUUUGAAGGAAACGAAU
Hyposmocoma kahamanoa is the source of this 1488-nucleotide messenger RNA. It is a transcript of the gene Arl4, whose product is annotated as ADP-ribosylation factor-like protein 4C. Gene Ontology annotation, biological process: intracellular protein transport; vesicle-mediated transport. Bases 625 to 1254 code for a protein of 209 amino acids. Gene Ontology annotation, molecular function: GTPase activity; GTP binding. The record is from RefSeq and is a predicted model, not a curated record. Gene Ontology annotation, cellular component: cytoplasm. Lineage: Eukaryota; Metazoa; Arthropoda; Insecta; Lepidoptera; Cosmopterigidae. The transcript has 4 exons.